Carassius carassius (crucian carp) is the source of this 5228-nucleotide messenger RNA. RefSeq names its product WNK lysine deficient protein kinase 4a (gene wnk4a). Bases 164 to 4597 code for a protein of 1477 amino acids. Gene Ontology annotation, biological process: positive regulation of potassium ion import across plasma membrane; negative regulation of sodium ion transport; protein phosphorylation. Gene Ontology annotation, cellular component: cytoplasm; cytosol. Gene Ontology annotation, molecular function: chloride channel inhibitor activity; protein serine/threonine kinase activity; ATP binding. The transcript has 21 exons. The record is from RefSeq and is a predicted model, not a curated record. NCBI's taxonomy places the organism in Eukaryota, Metazoa, Chordata, Actinopteri, Cypriniformes, Cyprinidae.
GUCAGGCGCGCACUCGCUGUGAAGAGCUGCAGCGCACGCGCGCCUCUGCAGAACGCACAGCAGUCGCGUGCGCGUGUGGAGCAAAUGUCCUGUGCAUGUUUCAACUCCGGAUUAAUUUCAGACUUCUCUAAAUAAGUUUGGGAUGCUCUGAGCGCUCCUCAUCAUGUCUCACGUUGAAGUCGAGUUCGCUGGACGUGGUUAUCCUGGUUUACCUGUUGAGUUGGACGAGGACUGUCUCUCCAGAGUGCCAAAUAUGCUGCGGACGCACUCCCUGAACGCGAGGAGGAACUCAUACGUGCUCCAUAAACUCAGCGUGGAUAUUGACCCCCAGAUCUACAAUGAGACAAUCUCCAAAGCGCUGUCGUGGUCCACUGAAAACAUAUUAUUAUCAGAGAGAACAGUUGGUGAAAAUAAACCAGACUCUCCAUCUCCAGUCACCAGCCCGGAGUCUUCAACCCCCAGCGCCAGCUCAGCAGCUCCAGAGGACUGGACAAGCUCCGUCCAGACCCCUCUGUCCCCCGUCGCCCAGGAGCCCAGUUCAGACUCGGACAACGAGGGCCCCAAAGUUGAGAAUGUGGCUCCACGACGCCCAUUUGUAAGCAGACUGGAGCAGGAUGAGAAAGAGGACAUUGAGACCAAAGCCGUGGCCAUCUCACCGGAUGGAAGAUAUCUGAAGUUCAACAUUGAAAUUGGGAGAGGGUCGUUCAAGACGGUCUACAAGGGGCUGGACACUGAGACCACGGUGGAGGUGGCAUGGUGUGAGUUACAGACUCGCAAACUGACCAAAGUAGAGCGCCAGCGCUUCAGCGAAGAGGUUGAAAUGCUCAAGGGUCUUCAGCACCCCAACAUCGUGCGCUUUUACGACUCCUGGAAGUCCACUGUGAAAGGUCACAAGUGCAUCCUGCUGGUCACUGAGCUCAUGACCUCUGGCACCCUCAAAACGUAUCUAAAGCGUUUCAAAGAGAUGAAACCGAAGCUCCUACAGAGGUGGAGUCGUCAGAUCCUUAAAGGACUUCACUUCCUGCACACGCGGGCCCCUCCCAUCAUUCACAGGGACUUGAAAUGUGACAACAUCUUCAUCACGGGCCCCACAGGAAGUGUGAAGAUCGGGGACCUUGGACUGGCCACACUCAAGAGGGCAAGCUUUGCAAAGAGCGUCAUCGGAACCCCUGAGUUCAUGGCUCCAGAAAUGUAUGAGGAGAAGUACGACGAGGCAGUGGACGUCUAUGCAUUUGGCAUGUGCAUCUUAGAGAUGACCACGUCUGAAUAUCCAUACUCAGAGUGCCAAAACGCUGCGCAGAUUUACCGCAAAGUUACCAGCGGUAUAAAGCCCGACAGUUUCUACAAAGUUAAAGUUCCAGAGUUAAAGGAAAUCAUAGAAGGCUGUAUCCGCAUGAACAAAGAUGAAAGAUACACCAUCCAGGACCUGCUGGAGCACACGUUCUUCCAGGAGCACAACGGUGUUUACGUUGAAUUAGCUGAGGAAGAUGAUAAGGUCAAAUCCAGCCUGAAGCUUUGGCUUCGCAUGGACGGCACCAAGAAGCUCCACGGAAAGUACAAAGACAACAACGCCAUUGAGUUCCUGUUUGAGCUUUACAAAGACGUGCCAGAGGAAGUGGCACAGGAGAUGGUGGUUCUGGGGUUUGUAUGUGAGGCCGACUACAAGCUGGUCGCCAAGGCCAUGCGAGACCGUGUUACAGCCAUCAAACGUCAGCGAGAAAAACAUCGUCGUCUUGCAGAGGAGCAGCAGCGGAAGAAGAAGGAGGACGUUUUUGAGGAAGAGUCUGAGCUGCCAUCGCCCAGAUCCAACAUUCAGAUAUCUGAAAACCCCGCCCCUUCUCCUGUGCAGGUCCCGCCCACUCCUGUAAUCCUAGAACCCAUGUGCUCUCCCAUUACUGGCUCAUCGGAUUCUGGGAUUAAUGGCAGCUUCCCACCAGAACCAGAGGAACCAGAGGCCGAUCAACACUUCCACAUCCAGCAUACAAGCUGCUCCUCAGCAACCUCUGAUUGUGAGACUGAUGGAUAUCUCAGUCCCUCUGGCUUACAGGAUGUUACCCAAGCUUCAAAUGGCAGCAUCAGCUGCUCUCCAAUCCUCGUCCCCCAACAGGCCACGCCCACAGAGGCCACGCCCAUCUUCACUCCGCCAAUCCUGGCUCUCCGUUUCCCCUCAAGUAUUGCGGUGUCUACUAAAACCGAGAGAGGACCGCUUAGCCCUUUCUCCUCACCCGUGGACAGUUAUGCUUCAGAUGUGACCUCAGGCUUGAGCGAUGGCUAUGAUGGACUGUCAGACAGAGGGAGUAAGUUUGCUGGCAGACGGACAACAGUGAAACUGUUUAGGAGGAGAAUGCGGUCCCGUUUGCGCAUUACAGGGGUGUCUGAUAAAGUGGACCGGGUGGUUGAGUGUCAGCUACAGACCCAUAACGAUAAGAUGGUCACCUUCAAAUUCGACCUGGAUGGCGACAACCCUGAAGACAUUGCUGCAGUUAUGGUGCAUAAUGAGUUCAUCUUGCCCUCAGAAAAGGAAGGUUUCGUUCACCGCAUCGGUGACAUUAUUAAGCGAGCAGAGUCUAUGAUGAGGAAGGAUUCAUCGGGUCCCCAUGAAAGCUACGGAGUCGCCCGUCCCUCGUAUCUAAAUGCCAUGAACUCACUCUCUGGUUCUCAGCCAAACCUUCACAGUCUGGCACGAGCUCAUUCCUCUUCCUCACUUCCAGCAGAGUUUGGUCUGGGCACCGGGGCAAGAGCCUCUCCUCCGGGAGCCGCUGGAGACAUUACCUCAUCCACACGUCCACUCUUUCGUUCACAGUCUUUCCAUAAUGCCCCAGGUUCUCCUCAUCCUCAUCACGUCCCAUCAGCUUCAGUCUAUCCUCCUGAUCCCAGAAUGCCUCAUUCCAAACUACCUCACAUGCAGCAGUACAUGCCCUCAUACAUGAACCCCUCCACCCACUUCCCCUUCCCGUACCCGCCUCACCCAGCCUCCCCCAAACCCGCCCACGCUCCUCUAUCCCGCUUACACAGCAGUCCGUCAUACUCCCUCUCGUCCCCUUCAUCUGUCCCGGGCUCCCCGAGUCCCUUCAGCUCGGACGUCUCAAGUCCUGUUUCUGAUGUCAACCUGAUGUCUCCCUCUCCGACUCACACACCGGCCAUGUGGCCUCCUCACACUCAACCUCUGUUUUCUCUGGCAAAUAUGCUGUCUAUGGCCAUGAGCAUGGCUCAUUCGUUCAUGCCCACGCCGAGUCUGGCACAGGCCAUGCCGGGGUUCCAGCCCGGUUAUCCCGCGAUGUAUGCACCCCAGUAUCCUCCAUCUGUCCCGGCGGAGGUGGCGUACAACCAAGGGAUGGCCGAUUAUUACCAGACCUUGGCUUCGCAGUUUCGGGACACUGCGAUGUCAUCUCCUUCACGAGCUUCUCCAACAUCUGCUUCACCCGGCGGCAUCUCCACAUCCAGCCAGCAGACAGCGUCCACAGUUCCUCAAGAAGGAAUGCUGUACACACAGGAACCCUCCAAGGAAUAUCCUCACGGAUACAGACCUGCUUUCCCCAGACACUUACUAGAGCAUCGGAGCAGCCCUGGGUCUUCAUCCGGACGCUCGUCUUCCUCACGAGCGAGUCCAGAUAGCAGAGUGUCGUCUUCCAGUCCUAGAUCAUCAUCCCCUCUGGCCACGCUAGAGACUACCAGAGCAUCCCAGAGCCAAGAAAUCUCUUCACCAUCUGAACCAAAGUCGAUUGUAACUGUGGGCCGUUUUCAAGUGUCCCCCAGUAAAGAGAUUCCUGCUUCAUCCAGACACACAGAAAGUGAUAAUACACCGACUGAAACUCCACCCGUCUUCCCUCCAGACAAUCACAUCAGGUCACCGGACCAAAACCUCUCCGCUCUUCCUUCCUGCGAGGCUCCGCGUGAUUUAUUGAGUUCUGCUGAUCAGCCCGAGACGGAGAACAAUCAGAAAGAAGACCAAGAGGGACAGAUUGAUGAGCAAGAGCAGGAUGUUGUUGUUGAUGAUGAUGAACAUGAUGAAGAGACCCCUGUGGAUAAGAAGUACAGGAGGAAGAAGGGACGCAGAGCGGAUUGCAGCCCGGCUCUCAUGGGAACGUCGGUGGACAGUGGGUUUUCUGUGGCCAUGGAUAUAGACCGAAGGAUGUGGGACGGUAACACGGGCAGCCCUCCGUAUGCCACGCCCCUCCACAACCUCUGGAUGAGUCACACGCGCAGCUCCUCCUACCUGAGCAGCGACGAAUCAGAGAGCGAGGAUGAAGAGAUGUGGGGGGAGCUACAGGAGCUGAGGGAGAAGCAUCUGUGUGAGGUUCAGUCUCUGCAGGCGGUGCAGAAGCAGGAGAUAGAGGAACUGUACGCCAGAUUGGGGAAGGUUCCUCCCCCUUGUAUCGUAUCUCCAGCCGCAAUGCUCUCCAGCCGCCAACGCCGUCUGUCUAAAGGAGGAAACUUUCCGUCGUCUCGCAGAAACAGCCUCCAGAGAGUCGACAUUCUGCCUUUAACAGGGAUCAUGAGGAAAAAUUCUCUGAGCGGGAACAGUAGCAGCAGUUCCCAGGAAGGUUCACGGCCGACUAAAGGAGUGACUUUCGCCCCUGACUUUUCUAGAAUGUAAGAAUCCUUUAGCACGGUGCACUGGCGGGACUACGUACAUCAGACUACCUCAUCCAGUCAUGACUGCUCUCACACACACCAGCCACCGAGAAACAGACACCAUCCAGUCAUAUCCUCAGCCUGAACUGGACCGAUUGGGAUUGUAAUAUAUAAUGUAGUUUCCUAAACAUAAUAUGCUGUGUGAAUCCAGCGCAGAAAGUCUGCUUAAUUCUGUGAAGAGCCAAUGGUUUGGCGGGACUCUGCUGUUUUGUGAUGCUGUGACGUUCUCUCUGAAGGCUCAGCACUGAGUUUGACUGUCGACUGUCUCUUUGCACUUUCUGAAAACCGCCUGGACCUGCUGAACGGGCAAACAUCUGAAUCAACAGUCCACUACUGGACCCCAGAUGUCCUGCUGUUUCUGUUCUACUGCCUGUGUUUGCGCUGUAGACACAUCAAAUCAUCACGCAAUAAUCAGCAUGAACUCUGUAGAUCCAGUCCAGAAAUAUUUCUGCUAUUACCUGAUAGGGUCGCUUUUAUAGCCUAAAUGUGAAUAAAAUAAACAAUGAUAAAUAAAAAAAUGGAUUUAGGGAGGGAUAAACACACAUGCAUAUAUAUAAUUUUUUAUUUUAUUUUUUUGCAUUGAUUAUGCCAGC